AUGUCGAGGAGUCAUUGCUCGGCAAACGGAAGACUGACAUGGAUCUUGGCUUUGCUGCUCAUGAUGACUCGAGUCCAUGGCCAGCCUACUUCGGGGUUCAUAAGCCUCGACUGUGGAUACAGAAACAAUACUCCCUACAACGACAGCAGCAUAGAAGGAAUACAGUACCAGUCCGACGCUGGAUUCGUGGAGGGCGGUUUGACCCACCAAAUAUCAUCAGUGUUCAUGGCUGAUGCCGCAUCUGAGAGCGAAACAACCUUGAGGAGCUUCCCCGACGGCUCAAGGAAUUGCUACACGCUGCCAUCCACCCCUGGUAAAAAGUUUCUGGUGAGGGCCAUGUUUACUUACGGCGACUACGAUGGGUUGAACAGGAGUAUGGACGGGUCGCUGUUCCUUUUUGGGCUCCAUAUCGGCGUCAAUUUCUGGGAUACGGUGAACUUAACAAAUUGGGAUCCAUCAAUUAUAGUCUGGAAGGAGGUGCUCACCGUUGCCCCGGGCGACUCCGUCUCAGUCUGUCUGGUAAACUUUGGUUCGGGGACUCCGUUCGUGUCUUCCUUGGAGCUGAGGCCACUGCUAGAUGCGAUGUACCCUUUUGUGAAUACAUCGGUAUCAGUCGGCCAAUUUGGACGAUUCAGAUUUGGUAAUGUCACUGACUUUAUCACAAGAUAUCCAGUGGACCCUUACGACCGGUUCUGGGCGGCCUCGUCUUUCCCCUACAACACCUACCCCUGGACCAACGUGGACACUAGCAAGCAAGUGGAGAUUCUCCCGGGCGACGACUACUUCAACGUGCCGAUGGCCAUCUUCCAGAAGGCCACCACCCUAGACACAAACUACUCCAUCAUGAGUCUCGACAUGGCAAAGGGUCAGAAUCUGGACCCCGAGAGCGUCCGCCUUCUCCCAAUCUUCCACUUUGCUGAAAUUAGUGAUAACAACCCGAACAGAAGCUUUGACAUCUACAACGCCAACGAUUUGCUGCACCGGGGCUUCUCCCCGUCGCGAUUACAGGCCAACAGCUUGUACGACAGCGGGCAGUUCUUGUAUAACGGCGACGCGAUCUACACCCUGAAUAAGACGCGCAGCUCGAUCCUGCCCCCACUCAUCAACGCGUUAGAGGUGUACUCGCUCGUUUGGAUGGAAAACUUCACUACCGAGCCCGAGGAUGUCAGUUACAUGAAAGAAGUCAAGAAAAACUACAAUUUGGCACGAACAAACUGGAAUGGAGAUCCAUGCUCUCCAAGAGAGUAUUCCUGGGAAGGUUUGACUUGCGACUACUCUAAGAGAAACCAGAAUCCGAGGAUUGUCGCAGUAGAUCUGUCUACCAGUGGACUGAAAGGUGGAUUAGUCAUAACUUUCAUGAACAUGGCAUCACUGGAGAACUUGGAUUUAUCACACAACAAUUUGACAGGGCCUAUUCCAGACUACCAAAUAAAGUCACUCAAAGUUCUCGAUUUGUCAUACAACCAGCUCGAUGGACCAAUCCCUAAUUCUAUUCUUCAAAGAUCUCAGGCUGGUCUGCUUGACUUAAGAUUAGAAGGCAAUCCUGUAUGCUCAAAAGUCAAAGAUACGUAUUGUUCAAAUAAUAAGAAGAAAACCACAUCUACCAUGGCGAUCGCAGUGAUAGUUCCUGUAGUGCUGGUAUCCCUCCUAGUAGUGAUGUGCAUUCUAUGGAAAUUGUGCUGGAAAGGAAAGUCGGGAGACAGUGAGAAUUAUGCUAUGUAUGAAGAGGAAACACCCCUACAUAUUGAUAUCAGACGGUUCACGUACGCAGAGCUGAAGCAUAUAACAAACGACUUCCAUUCAAUCGUUGGAAAAGGAGGUUUUGGCACUGUUUAUCAUGGCACAAUGGAAAAUGGUGAUGAAGUAGCUGUUAAGGUGCUCAUGGAGACAUCAAUAGUAGAGUCAACAGACUUCCUUCCUGAGGUGCAAACCUUGUCCAAAGUUCAUCACAAGAAUCUCGUGACUCUACAAGGAUAUUGCCAGAACAAGAAGUGCCUAGCUCUCGUUUAUGACUUCAUGCACAGAGGAAAUCUUCAACAGCUUUUAAGAGAAGGAGAUGACUACAGUUUGAAUUGGGAACAACGGCUUCAUAUUGCACUUGAUUCAGCACAAGGACUGGAAUAUCUACAUGAGUCAUGCACCCCAUCAAUAGUUCACAGAGAUGUCAAGACUGCCAACAUCCUUCUGGACAAGAACCUGGUGGGGAUAAUAGCUGAUUUUGGGCUUUCGCGCGCUUUUAACGAUGCACACACACACAUAUCUACUGUUGCUGCUGGAACUCUUGGCUACCUUGAUCCCGAGUACCACGCAACUUUCCAGCUCACCAUCAAGACAGACGUUUACAGCUUUGGCAUCGUGCUCUUGGAGAUCAUCACUGGCAAGCCCCCGAUAUUGAUGGACCCUCACACCUACCACCUACCAAACUGGGUACGCCAAAAGAUUGCAAAAGGCAGUAUUCAAGAUAUCGUGGACAAGAGGCUGUUGGAUCAGAAUGACCCCAGUUCCCUGCAGGGUGUGGUGGACCUGGCCAUGAAAUGCGUAGAAAGUGCAGCCAUCGACAGGCCGAGCAUGACUGAGGUUGUUUCAAGGCUAAAAGUGUUGUUGCCAACAACUCUGAGCGAAAAACAGUAUGCUUCCGCGUCCUCUACGAAGUCCAUGAAUGACGAAAUGCGAAGGCAAUUCCACUUGUUGAUUUCUGGAGAAGGCAACGACGAGAGCUCCAGCUCGAGCAGGAUGACAGAAUUGAUCCCCUUAUCUGGACGGUGAAAGGAAAAUGCCUACCAAGUUAUCGUUGUGUCUGUUAGACAAAGUUUGGUAGCUCACCUGCCAUUAUUGGUUGUUGAUAAACAGAAAUGUGGUUUCCAUUUUCUGAUCUUGAUUGUUGUUUGAUGAGGGGCAAAAAUAAUAAU
Molecule: messenger RNA, 2909 nt
Organism: Triticum aestivum (bread wheat)
Lineage: Eukaryota; Viridiplantae; Streptophyta; Magnoliopsida; Poales; Poaceae
Product: probable LRR receptor-like serine/threonine-protein kinase At1g51810
Exons: 13
Coding region: 1-2766 (921 amino acids)
Biological process (GO): protein phosphorylation
Molecular function (GO): protein binding; protein kinase activity; ATP binding
Source: RefSeq, a predicted model, not a curated record